GAUGGAUGGAUGGAUGGAUGGAUGGAUGGAUGGAUGGAUGGAUGGAUGGAUGGAUGGAUGGACGGACGGAUGGACAAACGGACACAACCUCAAGCUCCUUUUGACUGGAGCCUUUCCUCAAGAGCCCUACGGGCGCCGCCCUGCCUUUGGCCGCUCCUUGCUCUGCAUUUUGGCACUUCCCGCUCUCUCCUGGCAGCCCCUGCGGCCCCACAUCCCCACCUGCCUCCCUCGCAGGUGAAAACCUCCUCCCCCACCCAAACAAAUCUUUGUGGGGUGAAAAAUAAUUUUUAAGAAAGACCCAAGCCCAGCGCUGAGCUCCUUGGCCGGGGCUCGCUUGGCACGGGGAGCGUCCCCGCGACAUCCGGGCUGCAGCCGGAGCAUCUGCGCCGGAGGGCUCGGGGUGCGCUGGGGAGGGAGAGAGGAAAUCUGGAACCCAUAAGCUCCAGAGCGUUCCCUGCAUUGGUCUGAGCCCGGUCCGCCCCCGCUCGCUCGCCCUAUCAGCAGGAGCCCUUCCCAAAACCAUCCCGGCGCCUCCUGUCUGCUGGCCCAAAGGAGAAGCCAAGGAGCUCCUUGGAGGCUCAGCGGGGCUUUGGGGCGCUCCUCGGGGAGCCCCGAGGGGCCGCGCCUCAGGAACCACCCCCGGCUCCUCCUCAGCGCGAAGGACCCAGGAGAUGAAGGAGGAAAACCUUUCCCCGCCUUCCCCGGAGGGCAGCGCGGCCACCAGCGAGGACGAGGCCGAGCGGCUGCCCAAAAAAACCGGCCGCAAGCGCGGUGGGCAAUCGCUCGGAGGAGCCCGCUCGCCGCAGGGCAAGCGCAGCCGGAGCUGCCCGGCCCCGCAGCCCCCCGAGGACGCGCACGCCCAGCGCGUCAUCGCCAACGUGCGGGAGCGCCAGCGCACCCAGUCCCUCAACGACGCCUUCGCCGAGCUGCGCAAAAUCAUCCCCACGCUGCCCUCGGACAAGCUGAGCAAGAUCCAGACUCUCAAACUGGCCGCCCGCUACAUCGACUUCCUGUGCCAGGUGCUGCAGAGCGACCAGCUGGACCACAAGGUCGCCAGCAGCUGUAAUUUCCUCGCCCACGAGAGGCUCAGCUACGCCUUCUCCGUGUGGAGGAUGGAGGGCGCCUGGUCCAUGUCGGCGUCGCGCUGAGCUGGGUCUCCACCUCCAUGGAAGCAGCUCCAGCACCCGAAAAAACCCCAGGAGCCUCCCUGGAGAGAGGAGGGAAUGACGCCAAACCCUCCACGAGCCCCAAAAACUUUGGGGAGCCGCAGCAGGAGCGGCUUUGGGUUGGUUCAGACUCUGCUGGAGGAACUCGGGGCUGGAAUUUGUUAAAAUUUCUCCUGGGCUCGCAGGUAAGGAACGAUCCCAGUUUGAGCCAAGUCCUCCCCGGAGCUCCUGGAGCUGCCCCAAGCCUGUGGGAUGAGGGGAAGGGGAGGGGCUGGAGCCCACAGCGACCUCGGGGGUCCCUGAGCUUGGAUCCCGCUGCGGAGGUUCUGCAUUGCUGGGAUUGUGAUCCUGAGAUCCCAGGGAUUGUGGUGAUCCCAGGGAUUGUGAUCCUGAGAUCCCAGGGAUGUGAUCCCAUGGAUUGAGGUCCUGAAACCCCAGGGAUGUGUUCCCACAGACUGUGGUGAUCCCAUGGAUCGAGAUCCUGAAACCCCAUGGAAGUGUUCCCACGGACUGUGGUGAUCCCAGGGACUGUGAUCCUGUGAUCCCAGGGAUGUGAUCCCAUGGACUGUGGAGAUCCCAUGGAUUUUGUUCCCAUGGAUUUUGGGGAUCCCAUGGAUUUUGGGGAUCCCACAGAUGAGCACAGUGAGAAUUUGGGGGAUUUGGGGGCCGCUGACCCCACCCAGCCACUCCUGCCCCUCCAAAACCGCCCUGCUGGAACCUCCCAGUUCUUCAGGAUUGAUCAGAAAUCGAAGCUGAAGAUUAACCCCGUGGGAUUUUGGGGCCAUUUCAGGAAUUCCGAGGGGGUUUGGACUCUUUUGGGGGUGAGGAAAGGACAAUGGAAAUGUUUGGGUGCCAAAAAUGCCCCAAAUAAAGCCAAGGGGAAUUUUCCAGGGUUCAAUCCUCAUUUCCUACAAUUCCCUGCACCUCCCUUGGCUGAGCCACUUUUAUGGGAAUCAGGCAAAAAAAAAAAAAAAAAA
Molecule: messenger RNA, 2143 nt
Organism: Ficedula albicollis (Collared flycatcher)
Lineage: Eukaryota; Metazoa; Chordata; Aves; Passeriformes; Muscicapidae
Product: twist-related protein 2-like
Exons: 2
Coding region: 672-1148 (158 amino acids)
Biological process (GO): regulation of transcription by RNA polymerase II; developmental process
Molecular function (GO): DNA-binding transcription factor activity, RNA polymerase II-specific; RNA polymerase II transcription regulatory region sequence-specific DNA binding; protein dimerization activity
Source: RefSeq, a predicted model, not a curated record